ACGUUUAAAACUUAUGAUGAUCCGCUCGCGGCCGUAUAUUUGUUUUUGUUUGUAAUUUGAAUGAAAAACCAGAACUGAAUUCAAUUUAAGAGUGCCUAUUUAUCUAGCCAGUUCCCACCUACCGGCUAACCAUGGCCGACAAGCGAAACUUCCGUUCUUCGUACUACGAAAAGGUCGGUUGCCGUGGGGUGGAAGAGAAGAAGUCCCUGGAGAUCCUCUUGAAGGAGAAGCCGUGGGACCGGGUGAAGCUGCAGCAGUUCUGCCUUCGCUUCACCGUUCCCGCCGCCUACAGGAACCUCAUCUGGAGGGUGCUGCUCGGCAUACUCCCAGUCUACCCGGACUCGCACCAGUUCGUCCUCGAGCAGCGUACCGCUCAGUAUGAGGACCUGCUGCACGCGCUAGAAGUCAUGGAGCUGGUGGAGCCGGCCGCCCCGCCCGCGCGGAGGCUCUACGCCAUGUGGCAGCUGGAGAGUGGACGCAUCAAGCCAUACUUGUUCCCAGAGACUAAGUUUCCGUCAGAAGAGACAUUCAUCCCGAUAGCCUCAUCCCUACUAGAGCUGUACUCGGACGAGGUGGACGUGUACUGGCUGACGAAGGGGCUCACGGAGGUGGUGCGCGGGUCCCAGCGGGAGCUGCCCAAGCUGGUCGAGGUCUUCCGGACCAUGCUGGAGAAGGAGGACCUCGAGCUUUACAACCAUCUAGUGGAUAUCAAAGGAUUGGACAUUCUUCCCUUGACGAAAUGGUUCAACUGCUGCUUUGCUGGCAUCUUGGAUGAUACAUCUCUUACCAAGAUAUGGGACAAAUUAUGCGGCGGGGCACCGAAAAUACUUUCGUUUGUUGCUGUGAUGUUACUUAUAACUCUGAGAAGAUGCAUAUUGAAAGCAGAAAAUGCAGAAGAAGUCCUAAAAUGUGUUUCUGAGAUUCCUGAGCAGUGCGAGGAAGUGGUGGCAAAUAAAGCUAUAGAGCUGUGGCAAUACUACGGUGCACAGCCACAGAGCGAACAACUAGCGAAAAAAUGAUGUAUGACUUUCUAAUGGGUUUCGC
Plutella xylostella (diamondback moth) is the source of this 1044-nucleotide messenger RNA. RefSeq names its product TBC1 domain family member 7 (gene TBC1d7). Gene Ontology annotation, biological process: activation of GTPase activity; negative regulation of TOR signaling. The record is from RefSeq and is a predicted model, not a curated record. Lineage: Eukaryota; Metazoa; Arthropoda; Insecta; Lepidoptera; Plutellidae. Gene Ontology annotation, molecular function: GTPase activator activity.